Aspergillus viridinutans is the source of this 3744-nucleotide messenger RNA. RefSeq lists its product as uncharacterized. The record is from RefSeq and is a predicted model, not a curated record. The transcript is spliced from 2 exons. Lineage: Eukaryota; Fungi; Ascomycota; Eurotiomycetes; Eurotiales; Aspergillaceae. Gene Ontology annotation, molecular function: ATP hydrolysis activity; ADP binding; protein binding. Gene Ontology annotation, biological process: nucleoside metabolic process. The coding region runs from base 1 to 3744 and encodes 1247 amino acids.
AUGAAAACCCUCACGCAUGAGGACUACACCGUAGGGUGGAUAUGCGCCCUGCCAAUCGAAAUGGCCGCGGCCAAGGCAAUGCUGGACGAGCCUCACGCCAAACUGUCCCAAUCCGCCCAAGACCCCAACACGUACUCGGUCGGGGCCAUUCAGGGACACAACGUCGUCAUCGCCUGUCUCCCAGCGGGAGUGUACGGCACGACGUCGGCCGCUGUCGUCGCCUCGCACCUCUCCAUCACGUUCCCCGCCAUCCGGUUCGGACUGAUGGUCGGCAUCGGCGGCGGCGUGCCCAGCAAGAGCGCCGACAUCCGGCUGGGCGAUGUCGUGAUCAGCAAGCCCACGGGCCAUUACAGCGGUGUUGUGCAAUACGACUACGGCAAGACGGUCAGCGGCGGCGUCUUCGAGCAGACCGGAUCGUUGAACAAACCGCCCUCGGUGCUGCUGACCGCGAUUGCAGACCUGGAAUCCAACCACCUCCUGGGCAAGUCGCAGAUUCCGCAGUUCCUUACCAAGAUUGUCGACGACUACCCGGACCUCGAGCAGUUUGUCUACCCCGGAGUGGAGGACGACCAGCUUUUCGCCGCGGAAUACGAACACGUUCCUGCAGAGACCACCUGCGAAGAUUGUGACGCGUCGCGAGUGGUGGCCCGCAAGCCGCGUCGGUCGACGAACCCGCGCAUCCACUACGGGCUGAUCGCAUCGGGCAACCAGGUGAUCAAGCAUGCGUUGACGCGGGAUCGCCUGGGCAAACAAUUUGGGAUUCUCUGUUUCGAGAUGGAGGCGGCGGGGCUCAUGGAUAACUUCCCGUGUCUCGCCGUCCGGGGGAUCUGUGACUAUUCCGAUACCCACAAGCAUAAACAGUGGCAGGCGUAUGCGGCGGCUACCGCAGCGGCGUGUGCAAAGGAUCUGUUGGUGGUAGCGUCGGUGGCACAUACGAAGCAGACGCCGACGGUGCAGAAGAUCCUAUCCCAGGAUGAGUCCGCCUUUCGUCUGCCGUUUGAUAUGGACAGUAUGCCAGCCGUGCAUCAUUUCGUCGGCCGACAGGGGGAUCUCGACGCCCUGUGGACGGAUCUUUCGCCCGAUCAGGGUCAGAUGCGCAAAGUUGUCGCGCUUCACGGACCCAGCGGGAUGGGAAAGUCCCAGUUAGCGCUGCAGUUUGCCCGUUUGCACAAGGACGAUUUCACCGCCGUCGUCUGGCUGGACGCACGUAGUCGCCAGACGGUAACUCGGUCUCUGGCCCGGGUGUACGUCAACCUGCCGGAUAUCAAGACACUUGGGGAGCCUCAAAGCCAGAAAGAGAUGGAAAACCGCGCGAAACAAGUUCUCAAAUGGUUGGAAACGCCAGAGAAUAGCAAGUGGCUGCUCAUAUUUGACAACGUGCCGCAUGCUUUGGGCGAAGGACGUGUUGACGACGAGGGCUACGAUAUCCGGUCGUUCUUCCCGCAGGUGGAUCGGGGCUCAAUCAUCAUAACGGCGCGGUUACUGCAGGCUGGAGAACUGGGGAGGCCUCGUCUGGUGGAGAAAAUGGCUGAAGGCGAGGCGCUGCAGUUGCUGACGGGUGAGUCGGACGCAGUUCUGAAAGUCGGUAAGGAUGGAUGGCGUACUAAAGCAGACCUUCUACGCCUCCUUGGACAACUGGAUGGACGCCCCCUGGCCAUCGUCUUAGCCAGUGCUGUGAUGCGUUCAACUGGGUGGAGCGUGUCGACAUAUCUACAUAGCUAUGAGCAGAUCCAGGCUGAUCUAAAAGUAAAUUCCGGGACACUUCCAUCCUGUGAUCGGGAAUCACUCACUGCCAUCCUUGUCGCCUUCAACCGGACCCGCGACACCGAUCCCGUUGCCGCCAACGUCUUGCGUCUCCUGUCAUACUUUGGCCCUGACCCGGUCUGGUUCGAACUGCUUCAUUCCGGAGCCUCCAACCCGGACAUGCCAGACUGGUUCUGUCGCAUUGUGGCCAGCAAAGGCGCCUUGCGGCCGGCUAUCGACCGCCUCGAAGACCUUGCCUUGAUCGAAACGGACCGCACUCGGGAGACCUACUCGAUGCAUGCGCUCAUUCGUCACGCAUGCCGCCAUGUCCAAAAGAUAUCUACAGCAGAGAAAGACAGGGAGUUCGUGGCCAUCGCCCUGGUAUCUCUCGGGGUGGCCACGUCACAGCUGCCUCUCGGGGAAUCGCAUCUCCAACAGCGACUACUUCCUCAUGUGAACCAGAUGCUGCAAUUGGUGGACCACCGGCCGGAUGAUUCUUACAGUCCAGCAGUGCUGAAAGCCCUCAAUGAGCUGGGUCUGUUCUACUGGAACCAGGGCAAGCCCUCCCAGGCGGCAAGCAUGUUCCACGCCGCCGUCGCAGGCUACGAUCAUCUCGACCAGCCCGACAAGCUCAACGACCCCUCAUUCCUCCUCAGUCUGCACCGCCUGGGUAUCGCCUACCAGAAACAGAACCGGUUCCACGACGCGGAACGCGCCUUCCAGCGGGCCCUGGACGGCUACCGCUCCCUCCGUGGGCCCACCGACAUCUCCACUGUCGAGCUCUCCUCUUGCCUGGCCUCCUGCUACCAGAGCCAGAACAAGCUCGCCGAAGCGGAGAGAUUAUUCUCGCAGGCCCUGCAAGGCUAUGAACUUACGCGCGGCCCACACGACCGCGUCACACUAGUCACGCUCAACCAGCUCGGCGCUGUCUACCACGCCGCAAACAAGCCCGCCGCCGCCGAGACCGUCUUCCAGCGCGCCCUGCGCACGGCAGAGACCCUGCGCGGGCCGAACGACUCCUCCGCCCUCGAAGCCACAUACAACCUCGGCGUGCUGUACCGCACGCAAGGCAGACUGCCCGAGGCCGAGAAGAUGCUGACCCGCGCACUCCACGGCUUCGAGAAGACGCUGGCGCCGGACCAUCUUAGCGCGCUGCGGACGGCGCACGCUCUCGCCCUGGUCUACAAGGACCAGAGCAAGCUAGCUCAGGCGAGAGCGCUGGGCCAGCGCGUGGUGACCGGGCUCAGCGCCGUGCUGGGCGAGUCCGAUAUCCAGACCGCCAACGCGAAGCGGGAUCUCGGGCUGAUCUACCGCGACGAGGGCAAGAUGACCGAGGCCGCGCGGCUGUGCCAUGCGGCGUUCACGACGCUGCAGUCCGCCCUGGGCGACGGGCAUCCGGAGACGCUGAGUGCACUGCGCGACCUGGGCUCGGUGCAUGGGUACUCCGGCAACCCGAUGCGGGCGGAGGAAAUGUGUCGGCGGGCGCUGGAGGGUUUCGAGCGGAGCCCGCUGGGCGCAGACCACGUUGCYACCUUGCUGGCGGUGUACUAUCUGGGCGUGGCGCUGCAGAGCCAGGGGAAGGCCGAGGCUGAAACGAUGCUUGGGCGGGCGCUGGCCGGGUUCGAGACGCGGUUGGGCUCGGAGCAUGUGUUCACACUGAAUACGGUCAAUCAGCUGGGCGAGUGGUACUGGGCCCGGAGGGACCUGGAUGCAGCGGCUCGGAUGUACCGACGGGCGGCGACGGGGUUUGAGCGGACAGUGGGCGCGCGGCAUGUCUGGACCCUGCGGGCGAUGAACAAAUUGGGGUUUGUCUAUGCGCAGUGCGGACGGCCGCAGGAGGCAGAGACAAUGUAUCGACAGGCGUUGACCGGGUUCGAGGGCAUUCUGGGACGAGACGACGCGGAGACGCAGCUGGUGGCUACGCGAUUGCGGUCGCUAGAGCUGGAUCCGGAGACGCCUUCGGCGCAGGGUAGUUUGGCGAUAUCCACAGGGACUGCAUGA